AUGGACUCUGGAUAUCCAGCUGGAGUCUGCCAGAGUCCAUCUGGAGUCCAACUGGACUAUGUGGGGGAGUGUAAAGUACACCAAUGCUUGAUCCACUCUACGAAAGCUCUUCCUACGCUUGUUGCUGAAAUGCAAAAAGUCAAGAUUCUUCAUCGUGCGCUGCAAUGGGAGAUGUGCCGAUCUCUGAUUGUUGUAUUUGAUUGGUACACUUCUACGGGCCCAGAGUUUGCUCAGCGGCUUCUGCAAAUUCAUCAACAGGAUGGCUACAAAGCUUUGAAACUGCAAUCGCCGCCAUUUGCAGAUAUUGUGGACCACAUCGUCCAAUAUGUCCAGGAAUCGCAGGAUGCAGCGCGAGAGGGAAAGCGAACAUCCAAGCGGAAAGCCAAAAGCGCCAAACGUACAGUCGCUGCAGGUAAACCUCUGAGAAAGCCACCUACAAUGCCUGAGACGCUGCGGGCCAAAAUAGGGCCAGUGCGGCAACAGCUUUCUCAGGUUCCUUAUGACCUUUACGGCUUACGGGAUGGGGCAAAGAAAACUCAAAUGAUCCAUCUUCCAAACCUGGUGCCAUAUCAUGUAAAGCCUGGGUUGGACACUCUUUACACUUCUGGUGGCUACAUUCUACAAGAGCUCUGGUCACGGGAGCUUCUUAUGCCACACCUGGCUUGUAUCGACAAAAAAUUCAGCAGCUCUCGUCGCACUGUCGAUGAAGCUAAAAUUAUUGACUGA
Laccaria bicolor S238N-H82 is the source of this 726-nucleotide messenger RNA. RefSeq lists its product as uncharacterized. The record is from RefSeq and is a predicted model, not a curated record. The transcript has a single exon. Lineage: Eukaryota; Fungi; Basidiomycota; Agaricomycetes; Agaricales; Hydnangiaceae. The coding region runs from base 1 to 726 and encodes 241 amino acids.